ACACAGCAUAAAAAUGUUUUUAUAAUGUGGCGUUUAUGAAAAAGUAUUUUAUUUUAUAACAUUUUUUAACAAUUCUAAUGUAACAUAGAUAUUGGGAUUGGUAUAUGUUAUCAGUAGAAAUAGAAAGUUAUUUUUAUGUAUUACAAUUAAGCUGUGAAAUAUAAAUAAAGAGUUAUCUCGAUGUGCCAUUAUCUUUUCCUCUAUUCUUAAUACACGUAAUUAUUUUUUGAAGUUUAACAUUGCUGUAAUAUUUGUAGUUGUGCGGUCUACAGCAGGGUCACCAAACCAACGCACAUGCGUAAGUGCGGGCCAUUUCUGGCAGCACUGAAGGGGACACGCACACAAGCGAGUAGCCACUCGCCAAGGCGCUGAGCGCACACGUACACGGCUGUUCGCCUGUGUGCGUUUCGUCUGUGUAUUCCCUCUACUUGCUGAGCAUGCUGCUAGCGUCCGCAAACUGGCAUCUCUGGUCGAAGGUGUUGUGAACUUCGGCGGUCUUGUGACAGAUGUAUCGCCGGUAAAUGUCAGUAAUAUGUCAAAAGCGGGACGGAUCUUCGUCUUCUUGAUUCUUCAGACCUGUCUUGUCGGGAGUGCGGUCGGUUCGAUAGGUGACAGGUCGCGCAUAUACAACAAAUGCUUGGCGUUGUGUCGCAGUAGCAAUUGCGAGAAUGAAACAAAUUUUAAGAAGCAGCCUCCCUUCUCCUUAAUUCUGAUGAACUGGUCGUGCAAGGAAGAUUGCAGUUACAUGUGCAUGUGGAAAACUGUCGACUCCUUUGUAACUGAUGGAUUGAAGGUACCGCAAUUUCAUGGAAAAUGGCCGUUUAUUCGUUUAUUCGGGUGUCAGGAGCCCGCGUCGGUUUUAUUUUCGUUAUUGAAUUUUUACGCUCAUUGGAAAAUGUUUCGGGAAUUUAAAAACAACGUGGACAGCGCCUGGCCUAUGUUUCACGCUUGGAGAUACUUCAGUUUUAUAUGCUUGAACGGAUGGUUUUGGUCCGUUGUGUUCCAUUCGCGAGAUAGGCCAUUUACAGAAGCCAUGGACUAUUCGUGCGCAUUUAGUAUGGUACUUACACUUUUGUACUGCAUGCUCUUGAGGAUACUUUACCGAAAGAUUAGAACCUUUGUUGCAAUAACUUGUGGAUAUGUGAGCAUUCUGUACAUGCAUUUGUCACAUUUGUGGUCAGGCAAUAUUAAUUAUGGCUACAAUAUGGCAUUCAAUGUAGCGAUAGGCCUCACGACUUUCGCGAUAACGAUGCUGUGGUGGUACUUCAAUCGGAGAAAACUGCUUCACGCGCGCUCGAUCGUUUGGUUCAAUGUAUUGACCGUUCUCGUCACUCUGCUCGAACUGGCAGACUUUCCGCCAAUCUUUUGGAUAUUUGACGCUCACUCCUUGUGGCACGCCAGUACCGUCCCCUUGACAGUAUUAUUGUACAGGUUUAUGAUCUCAGAUUGCCAGUAUCUGAAAAUAUAUUACAGCAAAUCUAAAGAUCACUUCUAAACGCAAUGAUCGUCGCAGUAGGUUCUGUUUCAAAUGUACGUAACAUUUUAUUGAUGGAGUUCUAUUCCCGUGUUCUUUUCAUACCAAAACGUUCCAGAGAAUGUAAGUUCAUGUGUGUGUGUGUGUGUGUUUGUUGAAAUAUUUGAGGUGAGAUAAGAAACAUUCGAACGUUAUAAGAAUAACGUGUAUGACUAAUUAAAAUUUUAUUUUGACAUUACAUAAUAAAAAAUGCAUUCAGAUAUGUUACUUCUAUCUGCUACAGGGAUAAAUACAAAAAUUCAUCAUCGCGUAA
Pseudomyrmex gracilis is the source of this 1787-nucleotide messenger RNA. It is a transcript of the gene PGAP3, whose product is annotated as post-GPI attachment to proteins factor 3. The record is from RefSeq and is a predicted model, not a curated record. Gene Ontology annotation, cellular component: endoplasmic reticulum membrane. Gene Ontology annotation, molecular function: hydrolase activity, acting on ester bonds. The transcript is spliced from 7 exons. Bases 533 to 1495 code for a protein of 320 amino acids. NCBI's taxonomy places the organism in Eukaryota, Metazoa, Arthropoda, Insecta, Hymenoptera, Formicidae. Gene Ontology annotation, biological process: GPI anchor biosynthetic process.